AUGAGCUCCCAUGGCUUUGCUCUGUCUCCUGCCAAGAGGGUGCUGGUGUACCGCAACGGGGAUCCCUUCUGCCCCGGGAGGAAGUUUGUAGUGACCCAGCGGCGGUUCCUGACCCUGGAGGUGUUUCUGAGCGAGGUGACCAAGAGAAUUCGUGCACCUUUGGCUGUGAGGAACCUCUACACACCCAGACAUGGCCACCGUGUGGCUGAGCUGGGGGACCUCCAGGAUGGGUGCCAGUACGUGGCUGCAGGCUUUGAGAAGUUCAAGAAGCUCGAAUGGAAAAAAAGAGCUGGCCAUGUACCCCCUUGGUGUGUGGCCAUGUUCUCAUCUUGUUCCUCCAGCUAUUCACAUCAUGGAAGGAAGCAGCUCCGUGGGAUGAGGAACAGACAGGGUCUGCAGCUUCCUCCCGCAGCUCCCUGGAAGCCGAAGGCCCCGGGGCGAUGGCAGCAGUGCCGACCCCCCUGCACCAUCCAUGUUUUCCGGAAUGGGGACUUGCUGAGCCCUCCUUUCCCCCUGCUGCUUUCCAGGAACACUCGGCUGCAGUGGGACACACUCCUGGCUCUGGUAACAAAGAAAAUCCACAGUGGAGCUGUUCACAAGCUCUGCAGGCUGGAUGGGACCCAGGUGUCUGCAGGAGAGGAACUGCUGAAUGGUCAUCACUACGUGGCAGUGGGAAAGGAGGAGUACAAACAACUGCCUUACUUGGAACUGCUGGUGCCCCAGGGCUCUGCCUGCAGGAUGCUGAGAAAGGCAGAGAAGUCACAAAAGACUGUGGCUGUUGUGAGGAGUUCACAAAGGGACCUGACAGGGACAGUCUGCAGGUAACCAAAGCAUCUGAGUCCUC
Molecule: messenger RNA, 844 nt
Organism: Calypte anna (Anna's hummingbird)
Lineage: Eukaryota; Metazoa; Chordata; Aves; Apodiformes; Trochilidae
Gene: DCDC2B
Product: doublecortin domain containing 2B
Exons: 7
Coding region: 1-825 (274 amino acids)
Biological process (GO): intracellular signal transduction
Cellular component (GO): microtubule organizing center; microtubule
Source: RefSeq, a predicted model, not a curated record